UUAUGAGCUUAGAGCUAACCUAACUCAUCGUUAGGUACAAUAAAAAAUAAUAAAUCUGUAUGAGAAUUGAGAAGAUAUUAUAAUAUUUAAUUGUCAAUAAUAUUAGUAUCAGAUUAGUAGAUCCUAUUACUUACCAUGUGGGGUCUGCGUACCAUACUUAAUAAAACUUGUGUUUUAGAUCAAAUACAGGCUGUGCUUAAUCAACAAACUAGAAAUACCUUUAUACUGAAGAGAAAAUGGCCUCUUCCACUUCACAAGAAAGGCGGUAAAGUACCAAAAAUGAAGAAUCGGCAUUUCAUUUACGAAUUAGUUGAAGACACAAAUAUUUCAAAGAAGCCCGAUAUGAAAAUAAUUUUGAACAAAUUUGUUGAUGGCGUUGGCAAUGUUGGCGAUGUUUUAACACUGCGACCAAACGUUGCCUACAAUGAAUUUCUGCUACCAGGACUGGCAGUAUAUGCUACACCUGAAAACUUACAGAAGUUCAAAACUGAUGAAAAUAAAUCAAAAGAGACAUUACAAUUUACUUCGCCUUAUGUCCAGAGGACCAUGGGAGUUCUCUCUCGUUUAGUAUUACAAAUAACCAUGAGCAAAACCACACCAUGGAAACUCGAACCAUGGCAUAUUAAAACAUCUUUUAGGAAAGCUGGUUUUGUUGUACCUGAACAUGCUAUAACAAUGCCACCCAUAGAAAUUAAUGGACCUGACUUAUCCUUACAGGAAAAAGAAUUUUUUGUAACUGUUAAAAUUAAUAACAAGGAGGAAGUUAAUGUUAGAUGUCGCAUACACCACUGGGCGACAGGUUUGGAAAGAUUGCCAUGGGAAGAAUUUCAUUGGAAAAAGCCUUUAGAAGCUUUAAUACCAGAGCAGGCAGCAAUAUUAGAAAAAAUGCCUUUACCAGAAUAAAACUUGAAUGUGGACAAACACUUGAAUGUGGAAGUAGAUAUAUUUUAGGUAUAUUAUGAUUUAAAUAAAAAAUAUUAAAUUA
Colias croceus (clouded yellow) is the source of this 985-nucleotide messenger RNA. It is a transcript of the gene mRpL9, whose product is annotated as 39S ribosomal protein L9, mitochondrial. The transcript is spliced from 6 exons. Gene Ontology annotation, cellular component: mitochondrion; ribosome. The record is from RefSeq and is a predicted model, not a curated record. NCBI's taxonomy places the organism in Eukaryota, Metazoa, Arthropoda, Insecta, Lepidoptera, Pieridae. Bases 136 to 903 code for a protein of 255 amino acids. Gene Ontology annotation, biological process: translation. Gene Ontology annotation, molecular function: structural constituent of ribosome.